AUGAAGAUAUCAUCAGAAUUGAAGGGGCCAAGGAGGGUCGGGUGGACCCAGCGGUUCACCAACAAUUGGUCCACAACAGCUCUCAAAGAUGCAGCAGCAGCACAGAACAUAGAAACUGCCAACAGGGAAGGCAAAACCAUAUCUUGGGUUCCAAGGAGAGAUGGGUGGAGAUUUGUGGAUAGAGAGAAGCGUUAA
Dovyalis caffra is the source of this 195-nucleotide messenger RNA. Lineage: Eukaryota; Viridiplantae; Streptophyta; Magnoliopsida; Malpighiales; Salicaceae. The record is from the annotation of a GenBank genome assembly.